Molecule: messenger RNA, 3739 nt
Organism: Rhea pennata
Lineage: Eukaryota; Metazoa; Chordata; Aves; Rheiformes; Rheidae
Gene: CPM
Product: carboxypeptidase M
Exons: 9
Coding region: 181-1512 (443 amino acids)
Biological process (GO): peptide metabolic process; protein processing
Molecular function (GO): metallocarboxypeptidase activity; zinc ion binding
Source: RefSeq, a predicted model, not a curated record
UUGGCGGCGGCGGGAGGGGGGCGGGGAGGCCCCUGUCCCUCCGCCUGCCCCAGCGGAGCAGCCGGCGUCACUCACCGAGCGGCGGGGCGAGGCCGGCCAGGAGGGCGGCGGCGGCGGCGGCCCCUGCCCUGCCCUGCCCUGCCCGGCGCCGCGCCUCCAGUAGCGGAGAGCGGCGGCACCAUGCGGGCGGCUCUCGGGGACGUGGUGGGCGCCUUCUGCCUCGUGUCCCUGGCGGCCGCGCUGGACUUCAGGUACCACCACACCGAGGAACUGGAGGCGUUUCUGAAGGAGGUCCGCGCCGCCUACCCGUCCCUCACCCACCUGCACAGCAUCGGGCGCUCUGUGGAAGGUAGAGACCUGUGGGUUCUUGUUCUGGGAAGGUUUCCAACCCAUCAUAAGAUUGGCAUUCCAGAGUUCAAGUAUGUUGCUAAUAUGCAUGGGGAUGAGACUGUUGGGAGAGAAAUUCUGCUCCAUUUGAUAGACUUCCUGGUGACAAACUAUAGACGGGACCCAGUUGUUACUCGCUUACUUAAUAACACCCGGAUUCAUAUCAUGCCAACAAUGAAUCCUGAUGGAUUUGAAGCUACAAAAGUGCCUGAUUGUUAUUACUCACAUGGAAGGUACAAUAAGAAUGGAGAAGAUCUGAACCGGAAUUUUCCUGAUGCCUUUGAAAAUAACAACGUCACCAUUCAGCCAGAGACUCGAGCAGUGAUGAACUGGAUAAAAAAUGAAACAUUUGUCCUUUCAGCAAACUUGCAUGGGGGUGCCCUCGUUGCCAGUUACACAUUUGAUAAUGGUAACUCAGUUACUGGCUCUUUAAAAGGCUAUAGCAGAUCUCCAGAUGAUGAUGUUUUUAUUCACCUGGCAAAAACCUAUUCUUUCAACCAUGCCAGCAUGUACAGAGGGACAGGGUGUGACAACAGGCAAACCUUUCCAGAAGGCAUUACCAAUGGGUAUUCGUGGUACCAGCUGGAAGGUGGAAUGCAGGAUUACAACUAUGUCUGGGGACAAUGUUUUGAAAUUACGUUGGAGUUGUCAUGCUGUAAAUAUCCCCCUGCAGACCAGCUGGAGAAGUUCUGGAGGGACAACAAAGUUGCUUUGAUUGAGUAUAUAAAACAAGUGCAUUUAGGCAUCAAAGGUCAAGUUACUGAUAAGAAUGGGAAUCCUAUUCCAAACGCAAUUGUGGAAGCCAAAGGAAGGCCUCAUAUCUGCCCUUACAGAACAAAUGAACAUGGAGAGUACUUUCUUCUCCUUUUGCCUGGGAUAUAUGUGAUCAAUGCUACGGUACCAGGAUUUAAAUCAAUGCUGAAGACAGUGGAAAUAACCAACAACACUGAUAACUUCAGUGCUUUAAAAUAUGACUUCUCUUUCUCAGAAGUCUCUGUCAGAACAAGAGCUUCUUCAUGUCCUAAAACUCCUCUCUACCAAGAGCUUGAACAUGCUUCAGCAGCAGGAAAACCAACUUUACAUAUCUUCGUUUUAAUGACCAUUAUGCUUGUGAUUUUUAAAUAAAGGCAAGCAUGACAAGGCAAGGCAAAAAAAUCCAUGUCUUCCUGCAAAACUGUGGCUUUAAAGAAUUGUAUAUGCAAAAGAAUGUAUGUUUUAUAAAUGAAAUUCUCAGAUUUUAAAUCGUGUUUAUUGUAUUUGAUAAAAUACUGGCUAGACAAUCAAAUGUUUUACUUUAAUUAUAACAGACUCAUAUUUUUCUACAUAAAUAUUUUAAUCUGAAGACUUAUUGUAUAGCUUAUUGAGAUAGAUAUUGUAGAAUGUCAAUGUGGAAAGUAUAGAUUAAUUUUGAAGAAUUUGAAUUCAAAAAAGUACAGGGUUGUACUGCAAAUGUUUCAUACAAGCUCAGUCUCAUCAUUGAGCCAACAGGUAAUGAUAUGCCUACACCGCUGUAAGCAAUUAGCUUAAUCCCAAUUUCUCAUAAUAAAGCCACCGAUCUAAAUGGGGAAUGACAUUUGUAAGUAAGCACAUUCUUUCUUAUCUAUGCAGAUGAGACUAACGGGGCUGAAACGAAGUCCAAAGAUCAGUAACAGUUGUAAAACCAGACCAAAGUAAAGCGCAAGCAGUGUUCCAAAGGGCGCUGCUACGGGCAGGGUAACGCCAGUCCGGCUCGCUGAAAGCUUUGUUCCUCUGAGCCAGAACUGUUGAAAACACUAUGGAAACAGCCAUCUACAGCUUCACAAAGUUGAUUUAAGCCAUUCUUUGCUUAAUCUAGCGUGGAGCAGGCCUGUAAUUGAAAAUUUCCGAGUAAUGAUUUUAGUGAUUUCUGUGGCUUCUUUGCUUUUCUGUAUACGGCACAGCCCUGUUCUUGUGCUGUUUGGCCUAUGUGUAACAGAUGAGGAAAGAACACGGCACGCUUCAGCAUGGAGCACAUUCAAAGGCUGCGUUCAGUAACGGCUGCGUGAACGAGCGGCAUUCCAGGCGCUGCAGUGUACUGCAUGGAGCAUUAGCAGAAGGUUCCUUUUGUCUCAUCUGCAACUUCGUUUUUAGGGCACUUUGAAACUGGCCAAUAACCUCAAAAAAAAAAAAAAAAAAAGACAGGUGGGGAGUAGCUCCUGUGUGUUCAUUUUAAAACUAGCUGUUGGUAAGUUUCUUAGGAAAACUAACUAACUUACUUAAAAAGGAAAAAAAAAAUCUAGGAAAGCAGUAAGCAGUUAAGAUGUAAAGAGAGCCCUUCUGACAGUACCAUCUUUACUGAAAGGGUACCCCUGUCUCACACAAAACCAUACCGACUGCGCCCGUGCACUGGUGUUAACCACAGGUCUGCCAGUUUGCUAGAUCCUGUGCAGCACAUGAAAUUGUUAAAAAAAAAAAAAAAAAAAAAAAAAAGAGAGAGAGAGAGAGAGAAAGAAAAAAAAGAAAGAAAGAAACAGAAAUUAAGUUCAGAAUGAGGCCUGCAGUGUAACAAAACACCCUUUUUUGUUCUCUUUAGAGAACUAAACAGUUAGGCACUACUGUCUUCCCUACACUUGGUUCUCAUUCUACCACUUAAAGCAAAACGGAGCUACAGCUCCCUUCAGUUCAAAAUCCCCCCAAAGCACAAAUUCUGUGAGACGACAGGGGACUCACUGCUGAGCAAAGUUAGGAAGAGCCUGCGUGUUAUUUCACACGAUUAAAAAAAAUCUGUGUGAAAGUACAGCAGCAAAAACACAAAAAAUGAAAUAAUCUACUUACUUAAAAGAAAUAAAACCAAGUAUAUAUAAAGAAUCUUUAUUUAAAGCUUUUAAACAUAACAAUGUUUACUUUCCUCAGAAAAGGAAAACCUUAAAACCAAAAGACAUAAAUGAAAUGCACAUGAAAAUUCUUCUCUUAAAGGGAAUGUAGUCUGUGCAGUUUAAGCGGAUAUUUUAACUUUAAUGGUUACUCAGUGUACACCAGCUGUAAGGGCUCUCUAGAAGGUAUGCAAAAUGAUAAGCCAUAAACAUGUAUGUGUACAUCUGUAUAGUAGCAAAAUUGCAUAGUUACUUAAAUUCAUUAUUAAACAGUGUUUAAUAAUCAGUCUACUAUGUGUACUCAGAAAACAAUGCAGGACUGCUUUUGGAAAAACUAUUUUGGUAUUUCAGGAUUUAUGUAAUCAUCAUGCAGACUUCCAGUAACUGUGUAAAAAUAUGAGCUGUCCUUCAAAACCAUGGUGUUUAAUUUAAACAAGGUUUACAAAAAACGGGUGAUAACACAAUUUAACCAAUAAAUUUUACAGGUACAAUAAAUACUUCAAAGAUGCAUUUGCUUGAAA